CACACCCCGCAGCCAAUCACCCAGCAGGCUGCUCGCGCGCGUGCUCAAGAGGCGCGCGGCGGGGCAGGGGACCGCCAUGGCGAGGGGUACCCGGAAGUAGCGUCGUUCUCUGGCGGUGGGGGCUGGUCGUCAUGGCGACGGCGCCCCCUGAGGAGGCCCCGGAGGAGAGUCGGCCGCCGCCUGUCGCCAGGCAGGAUCCUGGUAUUGAAACAGCAGAAGAAGCCACUGAACCGGCAGAGGCAGAUAUCAAUGAACUUUGUAAGGAUAUGUUCAACAAAAUGGCCAUUUACCUCACAGGUGAACUGACAGCUACUAGUGAAGACUACAGACUCCUGGAAAACAUGAACAAGCUCACGAGUUUGAAAUACCUGGAGAUGAAAGAUAUCGCUAUAAACAUCAGCAGAAACCUGAAAGACUUGAAUCAGAAAUACGCUGGCUUGCAGCCGUACCUGGAUCAAAUCAAUUUGAUUGAGGAGCAAGUGGCAGCUUUGGAGCAGGCGGCCUACAAGCUGGAUGCCUAUUCAAAGAAGCUUGAAGCAAAGUACAAAAAACUGGAGAAACGAUGAGGGAAGCCCUUUCUAUAAUGGGCUUUUUUCCCAUUCUGGAAUUCUUCACGGAUGCCCCAGCAGUCCGAAAAUACAUCCCUGGCUUCACAGAAUGCAUACAGUGACAUUCUCCUGACCAGAACUGUGGCAAAACUCCUGGAACAGGGACAGCUGUUCUUUCCUGAAGUGGAAAUGUCUUCCUUCCUCUCCUUGGAGAUACUGGGCCUCUUUACCCUUUUCUUACACGUUCGACUGAGAGCUGAUCCACAAGCCACCGCUCACAGCCAUGGUUUCAGCUCCUCCGCCCCAAUAACGCCCUUUUUUCUGCAACUCUGAGAGCUGCCAUCCCUGCUUGCCUGAUCUUAAGUUGUUUGAGCUGGAUCAUGGCCAUUCCUGUGGCCUGGAAAGCCACACUCCAUUUGUGAGUCUGGAAGCUUCCAGUGCAGAGUGAAGCACAGUGUUGCGGGAACAGCAGCGUAGGCUAGUAGAGCAUCCUCCCUGCUGUCCUUUUCUUUGUGCAUAAUAAAGAACACUUGGAAAGGAA
Molecule: messenger RNA, 1089 nt
Organism: Heteronotia binoei (common prickly gecko)
Lineage: Eukaryota; Metazoa; Chordata; Lepidosauria; Squamata; Gekkonidae
Gene: BLOC1S2
Product: biogenesis of lysosomal organelles complex 1 subunit 2
Exons: 5
Coding region: 132-566 (144 amino acids)
Biological process (GO): lysosome localization; endosomal transport
Cellular component (GO): gamma-tubulin complex; BLOC-1 complex; BORC complex
Molecular function (GO): gamma-tubulin binding
Source: RefSeq, a predicted model, not a curated record